AUGGUGUAUGUUGGUGAUCUAUUUUUAUUUAGUUCUGAGCUUCUUUCUUAUAAAGGUGAGCUUUUUGUUCUUGGAAGUGAGCUUCUUUCAUGCAAAGGUAAAUUGCAAUAUGUUGAACUUCUUUCGCAUAAAUGCGAGCUUAUAGUGAAUGUUGGUGAGCUUCUAGCACUUAAAGGUGAGCUUCUUUUGUAUAAAGAUAUCAUGCCAUCAUCCUCAGACACAGGAGUUUCGGACACCUUAGAUCCCAUGACGAUCGUGUCAGAUGACGAGAUUCCGUCGGAGCGAGAGGUCUACACUUCAGACACCACUAGUACUGACGAUGACGAUUUCCAGCCGUUCGUGCUGCCUGACGUCGGAGUUGAGCCUGCUGAUGGCCUUCCUGCCGGGGAUUUACCACUUGCGGUGAUCCCUGCUCUUAUACCGCUUGCUGCUUAUCCAGUCGUAGACAUGCCACUCGAUGUUGUUUUUGACGAUGACAUCGAUCUGUUUGAGGAGGACCCACCUGAGGCUAACCAUGAGGGCGGGGACCCUAUUGUUGCUGAUGUUAUCCUACCCAUUGCUGAGGCCCCUGCAGAGGAGCUUCCUGCUUAUUCACCUGUCCCAGAUUCCUUUGAGUCUGUGGCAUCUGCGUCCUUACACGCUCAGGGAGUGCAGCAUCACUCUUCAGACGCCGACCCUGACAUGGCGUUAUCAGCUGCACCUGCUCCCGCACACGGUUUCGAGUUUGACCACGAGGUUGACGAUGAUUUUGAUCCUGUCUUUCCCCCUGGUUUUGAUCCUGACCAGGAGAUCGAGUUCAUUCACCUGGACCAGCCCCUAGAGGCACCUGUAGCCCCUAUCGAUCCUUUGUUUGAUGAUCCAGCUGAUUUUGAUAUGGAUUUUGUUGACCCGGAGCCUGCUUUGGCCCCAGAGCCUGUAGCUGCUCCUGACCCUGCAUUAGAGCAUGACCCUGUUCAUGAUGAUGCACCAGCCAUUGCACCCUUUGUUGAUGAUGUACCCGUUGCUGACGCUCCUAUUGACGCACCACUCUUGAUAGAGGAUCCUGUUGUUGCACCAUUUCCUGAUCAUGUGCCGGUGCUGUUCGACCGUGCACCUUUUGCUGCUCAUAUAGAUCCACGAUAUGCCGACACCCACAACGGGUGGAUUGAUGACGAUGACGAUUACCCACCGUAUGUACAGCCUGUUACUCCUCCAGUAGCCCCCGUUUCAGCACCCAUUGAUAACCCGCUGUUUCCCCCACACACCACAGAUGCUCAUCGCACUGAUCUCCCUAUUACGUUCCUUCAGGACAUACCGCCACCGCGUCCUGGAGAGGGGUCAUCCAGGCAGCCGCCUGUUUCUGCUCCACCCAACACCUUUUCCAUUCACAUCACAAUGACUAGACAGUUCGGACAAGGGCGAUGUGGCCCUUAG
This is a messenger RNA of Helianthus annuus (common sunflower), 1413 nucleotides long. RefSeq names its product fibrous sheath CABYR-binding protein-like. The record is from RefSeq and is a predicted model, not a curated record. Lineage: Eukaryota; Viridiplantae; Streptophyta; Magnoliopsida; Asterales; Asteraceae. The transcript has 3 exons. Bases 1 to 1413 code for a protein of 470 amino acids.